Molecule: messenger RNA, 824 nt
Organism: Emys orbicularis (European pond turtle)
Lineage: Eukaryota; Metazoa; Chordata; Testudines; Emydidae
Gene: RAB37
Product: RAB37, member RAS oncogene family
Exons: 10
Coding region: 108-683 (191 amino acids)
Biological process (GO): regulation of exocytosis
Molecular function (GO): GTPase activity; GTP binding
Source: RefSeq, a predicted model, not a curated record
CAGGGUCCGCGGCUCCUGCCCAGAACGGGGGCCCCGCGGCGGCCCAGGAGCUGUCCCCGUCGCGGUCCCCGACGCUCAGGGAGAGCUACGAUCUCGCCUGCAAGGUGAUGCUGCUCGGCGAUUCGGGCGUGGGGAAAACCUGCUUCCUGCUCCAGUUCAAAGACGGGGCCUUCCUCUCUGGGAACUUCAUAGCCACUGUCGGCAUAGACUUCCGGAAUAAAGUCGUGGCAGUGGACGGUGUGAAAGUAAAAUUGCAGAUCUGGGACACAGCGGGGCAGGAGCGAUUUCGUAGCGUGACCCACGCCUACUACAGAGAUGCCCAGGCUUUGCUCCUCUUUUAUGACAUCACCAGCAAAAUGUCCUUUGACAAUAUUCGGGCCUGGCUCAUAGAGAUACACGAAUAUGCCCAAAAGGAUGUGGUCAUUAUGCUGUUAGGCAAUAAGGCUGAUGUGAGCAGCGAGAGAGUCAUCAGGAUGGAGGAUGGAGAGUCACUAGCCCGGGAAUACGGAGUGCCUUUCAUGGAGACCAGCGCCAAGACGGGCAUGAACGUGGAGCUGGCAUUUCUGGCUAUUGCCAAAGAACUCAAGCAGCGAGCUGUGCAGCAGCCGGACGAGCCCAGAUUCCAGAUUCGGGACUACAUAGAGUCACAGAAGAAAAAGUCCAGCUGCUGUUCCUUCAUGUGAGAGAGAAGGAUGGCAGGGAGCAUCUGUCCUUGCAUUUUUAAUUGUGUCCACACAGCUGAAGUUGCGGCAGUCCUUCACUCUGUUCAGCAGAUGAUGAUGUUCACAUACGAUGGAAAAGAAAGGGGGAGACCCAGAACAAAC